Messenger RNA from Nothobranchius furzeri (turquoise killifish), 1364 nucleotides. The record is from RefSeq and is a predicted model, not a curated record. Lineage: Eukaryota; Metazoa; Chordata; Actinopteri; Cyprinodontiformes; Nothobranchiidae.
GCAGCAAGUCUGUUAUGUAACUGGGCCGCCUGAAUGCAUGUCAGAGGACAGCAAAUGAAAAGCAACUUGUUUCUUCAGUUAGUUCUUUUUGCAGAGGAGCACCGAGUCUGCAGCCAGCGAAACCAACAGUGCUGAGGAUGAAGAUAGCAGUGAUUGGCCAGAGUUUGUUUGGGCAGGAGGUUUACAAGAAGCUGAGGAAGGAAGGUCACAUGAUUGUAGGAGUCUUCACCAUUCCAGACAAGGACGGCAAAGCUGAUCCACUGGCUACAGAGGCAGAAAAGGAUGGUGUUCCUACCUUUAAGUUCCCCCGUUGGCGAGUGAAAGGGAAGGCUAUUGCAGAGGUGGUGGAUCAGUAUAAAGCUACAGGAGCCGAACUCAACGUCCUACCCUUCUGCUCUCAGUUCAUCCCCAUGGAGGUCAUUGAUCACCCCAAGCAUGGCUCUAUAAUCUACCACCCCUCUCUGCUCCCUCGCCAUCGGGGAGCUUCUGCCAUCAACUGGACUCUUAUGCAUGGUGACAAAGUGGGCGGUUUCACUAUAUUCUGGGCUGAUGAUGGACUGGACACAGGACCUAUCCUGCUGCAGAGAGAGUGCCAUGUUGACCCAAAUGAUACAGUCAACACAAUCUACAAGAGAUUUCUCUUCCCAGAGGGGGUUAAAGGCAUGGUGGAAGCUGUGAGGCUGAUUGCAGAAGGGAAGGCUCCAAGGAUCGUACAGCCACAGGAAGGGGCCACGUAUGAGUGCAUCCAGAAGAAAGAAAAUGCUAACAUCGACUGGAACCAGUCAGCUGAGGCUCUCCACAACUGGAUCAGAGGAAAUGACAAAGUACCCGGGGCCUGGACAGAGAUUGAUGGACAGAAAAUCACUUUCUAUGGUUCUACUCUGGUGAGUAACGACAUAGUGGCCAACGGCCAACUCCUGGAAAUUCCUGGAGCCAGCCAGCCCGGCAUGGUCACCAAGACUGGACUGGUACUGUUUGGUAACGACGGCAAAAUGCUUCUGGUGAAAAACCUGCAGUUUGAAGAUGGAAAAAUGAUUCCUGCAGCACGGUAUUUCCAGUCAGGAAGCAGUGCUGCUGUGAAACUCACUGCAGAGGAGGAAACCUUUGCCACGAAGAUGAAGGCUGUGUGGCAGAGCAUCCUGACUAAUGUGAGCCAGGUUGAAGACUCGACAGACUUCUUUAAGUCUGGAGCUGCUUCAAUGGAUGUCGUCAGGUAACAAACAUAGUUUCUUCUUACUUUACCUUUUUUCUUGUUUAAUGUUGUUUUGCACAUGAUUACAUUUAUUUUAAAUUAACUAAAGAAUGGUGUCAAUAAAUUCACAUAUUUAUAAAAUCAGAUUUCCUUUAUAGGGACAUUUGCUGUA